This is a messenger RNA of Scylla paramamosain (green mud crab), 5105 nucleotides long. RefSeq names its product ankyrin-1-like. Gene Ontology annotation, cellular component: nucleus; cytoplasm. Lineage: Eukaryota; Metazoa; Arthropoda; Malacostraca; Decapoda; Portunidae. Gene Ontology annotation, biological process: purine ribonucleoside monophosphate biosynthetic process; regulation of barbed-end actin filament capping. Gene Ontology annotation, molecular function: protein binding; deaminase activity. The transcript has 9 exons. The record is from RefSeq and is a predicted model, not a curated record. Bases 407 to 3979 code for a protein of 1190 amino acids.
GUACGAAAUGUAACGUCAGUGAGCACCAUGGUGUUGCCUUCACUCGGUUCCUUCUGUAUUUCCUUCUGUAUUUCCACCUUCCUAUGACUUGAAUUCCUUCAAGAGAGAGGUUUCAAGACACAUAUCCUUCAAUUUUUGACUACCGCUUUGGACCCUUUUCUGGGACUGGCAUCUAAGUGUCAGUCAUGCAGUUCCUUCAAUUGUGGACCUUUCUCAUACGCCUACGCCACCCAUGCCUAAAGUGCCCACCUCGCCUGCAGGGACUAGGCAGAAUGGUGUCACGAGUGCAGGAGUAAAAGAGUAAACAAGUUUCUACAUAUGAGCACAAUGAUGUGUAUUUUGUCUGAUUUGUGAAUGUUUUCCUCCAAUUCCUGCUCUGCACCACUACAGUCUGCCACACCACACCAUGGAUGCAACAGCUGGCAUCCAUGAAGAGGAGAAUUCACAGAUAAUCAAUGCAGUAGAUGAUGGAGACAUUGCCCAGUUCAGGGAGGCACUUGCCCGUGGAUGUGAUCCCCAUGUCACUGUGAAAACAACUCGUGGCUCCUCAUCCUGCCUUCUUGCUGUGGCUGCCAGCAGGAACCAUGUGUCCCUGUUGCCACACCUGGUGGAGCUAGGCUUGGACUUGGAAGGAAUUGACCCCACAGGGCGCACGCCAUUGAUGGAAGCUGCCAUUUUUGGUCAAACAUCAGCAGUGAAGAUGCUGCUAGAAUUAGGUGCUGAUCCACUAAAAGCAGACAAAAACUUAGGACGCACUGCUCUGCAUUUAGCUGCAUUAUGGGGCCAUGAAGAAACUGUAGCAGUCCUCUCCCAAGUCACUCCAGUCACUGUCUUGGAUCAUGAUGGUAGAACACCAAUGCAUGUUGCAAGUGAGGCUGGCCAAGUAGGAGUGCUGAAGCAAAUGAACAGUCUUGGCUGGUCCUACCAUUCAGAAGACAAGGAGGGACGAACACUACUUCACUGGGCUGUGUAUGGGAGAGAACUGGACACUGUGCGGCAUCUGGUGCUUGUUGCUCGCCUCGACCCGCUGAAAAAGGAUGUAGAGGGAAACAGUCCUCUGAUGUGGUCUGUAUUGUUUGGCUACCAUACAAUAGAGAAUUGGCUCAUCAAACAAAGUGGCAUUUUAUCCCUUAACAUCAGUCAAACAUUGGAACUUAUGAAAUUACGGUCUGAAUAUGAUGAAAAUGCAUAUUACCGCAUCAUAUUAGACGUUGUGAAAGGCAAUCUGGCAAACUUGAACAAUUUGCUUCCGGAGAGUCGUGAUGGUCACCUGACAGAUGAGAGUGGCCGCACUCCGCUCCACUGGGCAGCAGAACUCGGACUGCUCAACGUGGUGGAGAAAAUGCUGGAUCAAGGCCUCAAUGCUGGUGUGGUGACCUAUUCUGGACUGACACCAGCUGACCUGGCAUACCAGGCAGGCCAUGUCCUUAUUGGCCAGGUGUUGGAGCAUGAGCAGCGGCUGCAGGAAGAGUUGUCUGCUGAGGAGCUGUAUGGUUCUCUGCUCCUGGCCAUCAGUGAGAAGGAUGAUGUGAUGAAGGUGUCUCAGCUGCUACACGCUGGGUGUCCCAUUGAGCCCACCGGAUCCUUGUCCCUCACUGCACUCCAGCUGGCCAUUUCUCUUGAUCGCCGCAAAAUUGUCAAUCUCCUGCUGGCAAGAGGAGCAGCACUUACUUCCACUCUGAAUGGCCUCAACCUGCUGCAGCAAGCAUGGCGCAGUCCUGAUGUCACACCAGGCAUCCUCAGUGUCUUAACCAGGGCUUACUCCCGCCGUCUGCAAGUAGAAAAGACUCAGCUAAAACAUUGUGGACCUGAAGUUGUUGAAAGCAUUGACUUAAUAGUGUCAUGCAUUGAGGGGAGUACUCCAUGGAAAGCUCACUGGCCUGGGAGCAAGACUGUAGAUCACACUCUUCUUUCCUCCCUCAUGACAGAGGCUGCCCGCACCAAUUGUCCAAUAACAGCAACCUUCCUGCAGCAGGCUGGUGCGUGGCCCUUCUUCAGCGGGCUGCAGGCGACCAGUCCUCUCCAUGCAGCACUGAAGGCUGGACACUGGGGCAUGGUGGACAUGCUUGUCAGGGACCUGGGGGGCUGUGUGUAUGUGCCUGACAGAGAGGGUUGCCUGCCAAUAGACUUGAUACCCCAAGAACAACAACAGCAGCUGGAAAAAAGGCUUUAUGAAAAUGAGAGAGGAAGACUGGAGAACCUGGAAAUACGUGAAAAGGAUGAAAGUGGAAAGCAGGAUGUCAGGAAGGUUCUGCGUCUUCAAAAGGCUCUCUUCACUCGGUACACACAAGACAGAAAGCGCAAGCGGGCUCCUGCAGCAGGUGUCAUUGGUCUGCUGUUGGGAUCCCGCUAUGGACUCCUGCAGCUGGUGCACCUGCUGCUGCAGGUAGGUCGUGUGCCUGUGGACACUGUGGUGGAUGCCAGCAGCAACACCACUGCCCUACACCAGGCAGCCGCUUACGGGAAGUCAAGUUGUUCAGCCCUUCUGCUCAGUGCUGGUGCUGAUCCAUUGUGCCUUGAUAGGUAUGACCAGACCCCCCUCCUCCUGGCAGGCAUGUUUGGUCAUAAAAAUACUUUUCAUCUUUUAUCACAGUAUUGCAUUCUAGACCCACCCUGCAGAGAAGUUAAAAGAGCCCUGAAGACCAAGAAAAGCUACACUGCCUAUCUCCGGCAGUACAGUAAGAUUGGGCGUAGAGGAAGAGAGGCAUUGACUCCAUUUGAUCAUAAAAAUGCAACUCAAGUUACAUGUAAAAUUCUUAAAUCUGUUCAGCCACAAGACCUAUUUCGUGACAUUGAGUGCCUGCCAGUGAACUUUCUUGAGGGUGAAGCUGCAGUGGUGAAGCGUGUUGUCAUGAAAGAAGUGAGUGUUAUGAUGAAUCGAGUUGCAGCUUUAUACAACAUUUACAGAGGUACCCUUAGGUUGGUAGGCAGCUCAUAUGAUGGUUCAAAACUUUAUGCUCCAGAUGAGUUUGACAUCAAUAUUGUCAUUCAAUCUAGUAACAUAAACAUUACAGUAGAGGAGGACAAAGAAGAGACAAAAAAGUAUGGAGAGACUAAACUUAAGAUAUCUUUGUCCACAGAUGACCCUCGUCUGAAAGGCAACCAUCUGAUGUAUGAUCUGUAUGAGGCAUUACAAUACUGUCUCUCUGCUCAUCCUUUUGAUGAUGAAAGGUUAAGUCUUGUGCCACCUGGUCUUACCAGGACACAGGUGGGAGUAGCAAUCUCCUUGGCUUGGCAAGGUACAGAAUAUCCUUUGCUACUUAUUGGAAUUGAUUUAGUGCCGGUAUUAGAGGUUCCAUGGCAUAAAAAGAUUAAGAGACCACCUUUAACUGCCCCUGAAGUCACUGUAAUGCACAUAAGCAAUACUGUUGAUGGAUCUUGGCGCUGUAGCUUUGCUUUGACUGAGGCUGAGGUGAUUCGAAAUCUGGCCUCAGAUGAACGGCUGGUCCAGCUGAUGGGCAAAAUUCUGCUUUCUGGCCUCAAAGCUGAUCCGUGGAUGCCCCGUGAACGCAAAGCUUUCUGUACAUGGUGGAGCAGCCGACUGUGGCAGAUCCCAGUGCCCAAUGGCUUCUGUUUUAAGAAUGCAGUUCUGAGAUGGGUUGAAGAAAAGCGAGCUAAGAAAAUUAAAUAUCCCAAGGAGGAUGCUAUUAAGCAGCUGGCAACUGUCUUUAGAAAAAUGUGCCAACAGUCAUCAAAGGAGUUGUUGCCCAAGAACACAAGUGCUUACUUUGGAGGAGAGUGUGAGGGUCAUAAACAAGGCACUGGAGCUCCUCUCAUUGUGCAGUGCCUCACCAAGAUGCAUAGACGGUGGCUGUGGAAGAGAAGGAUGGCUACAAGGAAGCAUGAAGAGGGAAAUGAAAUUGUUGGCAAAAUUAAAAAGAUCUUAGGAAAAUUAGUAUUACAGAGUUUUAGAGAAGUGCUGGCUAAGCAGGGAAUAUUUGGAUUUAUUUUCAAUGUUUUUUAUUUUUAUUGUAUGUGACUUGUAUUUCUAAUAUCUGAAGCAGUAUGUUGCUUUUUCAGAAGUAGGGAGAUGCUUGUGUCUGCAAUACAAAGAACCUGAUAUUUAACACUGAAAAUUCAGAUUCAUUGUUACCUCUUAUAAAGAAAUGAAUGAAUAGAUAAUUAAGGUUGUUCAGGUAAAGACUCAGGAUCUACAUGCCUUCCUUGCUGCAGCACAAUCCACACAGAGCAAGUGAUGAUCUCACCUGUUAGCUCAUUUUGCCAUUAGCAGCAAAUGUUUCAAGUUAACAGCAACUUCCUUAGUAAAGUGAUCUAUAGAGAGAGGCUGUGAUGUCACAGGGUUGUAAUCAAAUGUGUUGAAAGUCAACUGCCUCCAAGUUGGUGUUAAUGCAUGAAAUUAUUUAGAUUACUUAUAUUAAUAUUUUCUAACAGAAAAACAUAAGUUUGUGAGUAUACAAAGCAUUUUCUUAACUAAAGUAACACAUAGGACAACAUGGCUGCACUGUUGCAGCUAUAGUGGAAUCAUCUUGGAGCAUGUGUUCAUCUCUUGACAUCAGGCUUGAGCUGUCCUAUGUGGUGGAUGUUUGAUAAGUAAACUGCUAUUGAUGACAAUAUGGUGUUAGAUGAGAUGGGUGUAACCCAAGUCCAGAUCUCCUUAUGAAAAGGAAUGUUUAAAACAUUUAUUUAUCACUUGUAUUUGUACAGCAUUGAUUUGGUUUAGGACUUUCAAGAUGUAGUAUAUUACUGUACUAGUUAGUUAGCCUUUCUGAAGUAAUAGCUAUUCAGGCAAAGGUAUUGAUUCUAUAGAUGAACUUUAAGGACAAUUACAAAAUAAUAAGGUGUCAGUAUAUGAGCACAACAGCUCCUGCAGUCUUGCAGUCUGUUCCAGAGGACGGGACUUGCUUGGUAUGUAUCCUAUCUUCUUCUGCUUCCCUGUUCCUGCCUUGUGCUCCUCAUCAACUGGCUUUUUUCUUGACCAAGAGUCUAAACCAUCUUCUGGUGCAGCUCUGCUCUAUAUGCAUACACACUCCUGCUUCAACCUAGAAUUUAAACAACCUUACUCCAAUGCCACACACACACACACACACACACACACACACACACACACACACACACACACACACACACACACACACACACACACA